Pelmatolapia mariae (spotted tilapia) is the source of this 885-nucleotide messenger RNA. RefSeq lists its product as uncharacterized. The record is from RefSeq and is a predicted model, not a curated record. The transcript is spliced from 4 exons. Lineage: Eukaryota; Metazoa; Chordata; Actinopteri; Cichliformes; Cichlidae. Bases 1 to 885 code for a protein of 294 amino acids.
AUGAGACGGGCUGGAUGUCAGGAGGUCACUGUUAAUGCUGGAAAAAGAAGUAGAAGUAAUUCUGAUAAUGAACCUUCACAUUCCAAUAUUAACAGACCCAAGCGAGCAGAAGUCAACUUCCUACCAAACUUUCCCCAAGGAAAGGAUCCUUCAAGCCUUGACCAGUUGAGGCAAGCAAUUGUUGAAGAAGUCAAGAAGGCUGAGAAGAACCUGCCCCUCAUUAGAAAGUUGAUGGAGACCACAUUUCCCCUGCGCAGACAAACCAUAGUGAUGUCCUGCCCACCAGUGAAGGAGCUCUUGGACCUCUGGCCUGCUCUAAAAAUGGAGUCUGAGUUGUAUGCAGAGUUUCAGCGGAUUACAAAUCAGAACCUGCCCAAUACAUUCUACGCUGAACUUGACCGCCAUCUUCCUCGACUGAUGACCUUAUUCAGACAGAAGGCAUCAAAAACUGGGAAGACAGCAGAUGCCCUGGCUGAAAUUCUAAGAAUUCACGAUGAACAGGACAUCCAUGAUAUCCACACCAAGCGCACUACCGUUCUCCACGCCCUUCCUGUCUAUCUGCGUGAGGAUGUCUCUGGAUUUUUCAGAACCUGCACUGACGAAUCUGAUGAGUUGGAGCUUGAUGGUGUUGAAGUGGCCCUCUUCACUGUCAUCAGUGACCAUGACACGACAAGUCCAGUUCACUACCAACCUGUGAAAAUCUCUGUCGUCAUUGAAAGUGAUGCCGUGGUCAGUCUCCCCAGAUUUGGCGAAGCCUUCCUGGUAAUGUUUGGACUGAUCUAUGCACUUCACCUCAGCUACCCCAAAGCCCUGACCAACACUUUAGAAUUUACUCAAAAGAUUUUACUUGGUCUAGAAAGUGGUAAACCGUCACCCAGGUUAUAG